Molecule: messenger RNA, 1935 nt
Organism: Paracoccidioides brasiliensis Pb18
Product: AGC/AKT protein kinase
Exons: 6
Coding region: 1-1935 (644 amino acids)
Biological process (GO): protein phosphorylation
Molecular function (GO): protein serine/threonine kinase activity; ATP binding
Source: RefSeq, a predicted model, not a curated record
AUGGCGUGGAAACUCACCAGGAAGCUCAAAGAGACGCACCUGGCUCCGCUUGCCAAUUCAUUUGGCAGAUCCUCGUCCACGUCUACCAUCAAGCCUGAGGCUGUUGAAGAGACUGCUUUAUCUCCAACCCCUAGCUCAAUAUCCACUACCUCGAACGGAAUUGCUGCCUCAGAGUCUCUAGUCUCACCUCCUGCCGCCCCGGCCAAACCAGGCAUUCUCAUCGUGACCUUACAUGAGGGAAAGAGCUUCUCCUUAUCACCGCACUACCAGCAGGUUUUCAAUGCACAUUUCCAAAAUUCAAUCUCAGGCAACAACACCUUCACGGGGCCUGCCUCCAUCAGACCCAACUCAUCUUCGUCCCAUUCUAGCCAUGGACCCGCCGCUAGUUCUUAUGCACAAACAACCCGGCCUCAGUCGACAAGCGGCGGAAUCAAUGCAGCACCUACGAUCCAUGGUCGAUAUUCUGCCAAGUAUCUUCCAUAUGCUCUUCUGGACUUUGAUAAACUGCAGGUUUUUGUCGAUGCAGUGUCAGGUACUCCGGAAAACCCCCUUUGGGCCGGCGAUAACACCUCGUUCAAGUUCGAUGUUUCUCGCGUGACUGAUCUCAGCAUACAACUUUACCUCCGGAAUCCCGCUUCUAGGCCAGGUGCUGGCAGAAGUGAGGAUAUAUUUUUGGGCGCUUGCAGGAUCAACCCGAGAUUCGAAGAGGCUCGUCCGUUUGUUGAAGACCCGAAGGCCAGUAAGAAGGACCGGGAAAAGGCCGCCGCAACGCACGCAGAACAGGAACGUCAAAUGGGCCAGUCGGGCACAGAAUGGACAAAACUUCAAUUCGGUACUGGAGCUAUCAAAAUCGGGGUGUCGUUUGUCGAAAACAGGCAAAAGAGCCUUAAAAUGGAGGACUUUGAGCUUUUGAAGGUUGUUGGCAAGGGGAGUUUUGGUAAAGUCAUACAAGUCAUGAAACGUGAUACUGGCCGUAUAUAUGCGAUGAAAACUCUUCGCAAAGCCCAUAUCAUUUCUCGUUCUGAAGUGGCGCAUACAUUGGCUGAGAGAUCAGUACUCUCCCAAAUAAAUAACCCCUUCAUCGUUCCUCUCAAAUUCUCCUUUCAAUCUCCAGAAAAGUUAUAUCUUGUUCUAGCCUUUGUUAACGGCGGGGAAUUGUUCCAUCACCUACAAAAGGAGCAACGUUUCGACAUCAACAGAGCUCGCUUUUAUACCGCUGAACUACUCUGUGCAUUGGAAUGUCUUCACGGCUUCAAGGUCAUCUAUCGUGACCUUAAGCCCGAAAAUAUUUUGCUAGAUUACAGUGGUCAUAUUGCUUUGUGCGACUUUGGACUGUGUAAAUUGGAUAUGAAAGAUGAAGACCGGACCAACACAUUCUGUGGUACCCCUGAAUACCUCGCUCCCGAGCUCCUGCUUGGCAAAGGAUACACAAAGACCGUAGAUUGGUGGACUCUCGGAGUUCUUUUGUACGAGAUGUUGACUGGUCUUCCCCCAUUCUAUGACGAGAAUACAAAUGAGAUGUACCGCAAGAUCCUCCAGGAGCCCCUCACUUUCCCAAGCCAGGAAAUUGUUCCUGGUGCCGCUAGAGAUCUUCUUAGUAGACUACUAGACCGUGAUCCAGAACGUCGACUUGGAGCCAAUGGCGCUGCUGAAAUAAAAGCACAUCACUUCUUUUCUAACAUCGACUGGCGAAAGUUGCUGCAAAGAAAAUAUGAACCUAGUUUCCGCCCUGAUGUGGUUGACGCCCGUGACACGAAAAAUUUCGAUCACGAAUUCACAUUAGAAGCCCCUACAGAUUCAUACGUUGAAGGACCUGCUCUUUCUCAAACUAUGCAACAACAGUUCCAAGGCUGGUCCUACAAUCGUCCCGUUGCUGGCCUUGGAGAUGCUGGGGGAAGCGUAAAGGACCCGUCUUUCGGAAGCAUCACAAAGUGA